UGGAGGCGGGGGCUCAGCGCUGAAAUGCUGCUGUGCAGAGCUGGAAUUACUCUGUAACAGCUACAGUAAAGCCAUAGCAGAUUGCAAAGUGAUAGCAGCAGACAACAGUGAGCAACUGGUGUCUACACUGGUUGGGUUGAAAUUAGCUCCAGUUACUUCAAAUGUGCUUUGGGAAGCAGUUUUUAAUCUUUGUAUUAGGCAUUCUCAUUGCACUUUGGCUGCACGGAGGUCGGAGAGCUUGCAGCAGGACCAUGUGGUGAAGCAAAGCUGGAUUCCGGGACGUUGUGCACCACGCAAGUUCAGUGUGGAGGGCUCGUGUGACUAUCCCAGUCAGAGAAGGGAAAUAAAAGUCGAAGUCGGUGGAAGAAAGGAGGAAUCCUGUAUUCCUUCCUCUUCUGUAUCUUGUUGGAGAUCUUCACGUUGCUGCUACUGCAAGUGACUCUGUAGCUGCCUCUGCUCCUCGGCGUCUGCAGGCAGCAAUUGUGCCUGCAUCUUGCGAUUUUUAUCCUCCACUAGCUUGAGAUGAAGUAUUUGCAGCAAGGGCUUGAUUGUCGUCACCUAUAACAGGAGAGAGAGAGACAGACUUGCAGCCGGAGAAAUUGCUUCCUUCGGAAUCCCACCACCGAGUGAUUUACUUCUCUCAAGAGAAUUGUGCCCACUCAAUGAACAAAGAGGAGAAAAUACGGAAGAAUUAUCCUCUCCAACCAAAAGAGGGCUGGAAAAAAAAGAGUGGGGGGCCACAGUCUCCUCUGAGAGGGAAACGAAACCUACCCUUCUCCAACAUUUAAUGCUUAACAGUUGCGCUGCCCUAUGGAUCUCCAGUGUGGUGGUUUUAAAUGGAUUUGCCAUUAGUGACUUCUUGGAAAUAAGAUUUCAGAUGCAUGCCAGGUUCCCACUGAAUGCCAGAAGUAGAGAUCGCUACAGAUGGAGCCCCAAAGUCAACAUGGCAGUGGCGGUUCAUUAGUUGUAAUCCAGCAGCCUUCCUUGGACAGCAGGCAAAGGUUGGACUAUGAAAGAGAAAUUCAGCCGACAGCUAUCUUGUCAUUGGACCAGAUCAAGGCCAUAAGGGGCAGCAAUGAGUAUACCGAAGGCCCAUCUGUGGUGAAAAAGUCUGGUCCCCGGACAGCACCAAGACAAGAAAAGCAUGAAAGGACUCAUGAAAUUGUACCAAUUAAUGUGAAUAAUAAUUAUGAGCACAGACCCAGUCACUUGGGACCCGUGGCACACCAACAUAACGUAAGGGCUCCUGUGUUGAGCAGAUCGACUAGCACUGGAAGUGCGGCUAGUUCUGGAAGCAACAGCAGUGCUUCUUCAGAGCAGGGGUUGUUGGGAAGAUCGCCCCUAUCUAGGCCAGGUUCAAGCCACAGAUCUGAAAGGACAAUCCGGACGCAGCCCAAGCAGUCAUCUUUGAUGGUAGAUGAUCUGAAGGGUCCCUUGAAAGAGGACUUGACGCAGCACAAGUUUAUCUGUGAACAAUGUGGGAAGUGCAAGUGUGGUGAGUGCACAGACCCGAGGGCCUUACCUUCUUGUUUGGCCUGCAACAGGAAGUGCUUGUGCUCUGCAGAGAGCAUGGUGGAGUACAGCACCUGCAUGUGCCUGAUCAAAGGGAUCUUCUACCACUGUUCCAAUGAUGAUGAAGGGGACUCGUAUGCGGAUAAUCCCUGCUCUUGUUCCCAGGCACAUUGCUGUUCUAGGUACCUGUGCAUGGGAGCAAUGUCCUUGUUUUUGCCUUGUUUGCUCUGCUAUCCUCCUGCUAAGGGAUGCCUGAAGCUGUGUCGAGGGUGUUAUGACCGGAUCAAUCGUCCUGGUUGCCGAUGUAAGAACUCCAACACUGUCUAUUGUAAACUGGAGAGCUGCCCGUCUCAGAGUCAGGGGAAGCCCUCAUAAUUUGGAGGGAGAUUUCACUUCUUCAAACACUUGCUUUCAGGUUGUGGCUAGUUUUCUGUUGGUGUGGGGAUUUACCCCCACCCUCCUUCCCUUCCUUCUCCACUUUAUGUACCCAAGUUCUUUCCUUUGCACCCUUCAUAUCCCCUCUCUCAACUCAGACAGGUGUGGAGUAUUUUACUCAGUCAUGUUUAUUUCAGUCUUUGGUAAGCAUGGACCGUGUGCCUGCGUUUGGCUCCUCAGCUUGACAGGGCCUCUUAGGUUUGUAAGUAAUCAACACAUGAAAGAGGCAGUGAGGGCUAAUGGGCUUCUCUGCAGCCUUUGCUCUGCAAACAACUUCCCCAAUGUGUCCUUUUGUUCUCUGCAACUGUGUGUCUUUUUGGUUCCAAGAAAUAAUUCUACCUUAUUUCAUGAGCAAGCUGGAUUAAUCUUGAGGGGGUUGGAACCGUAGAAAAUCUAAGGCUGUCUUUUACUCCAUACUGCUUUUCCCUCUGUUUCCCAACCCUCUUUGGAAUUGUCUCAGUCCAGAGACUGGCCUGGCUGGUACAUUUUAUUUUUUUUUUCUUUUAAAUGUAGUUUUGGUUUUUACUUCACUAUAUAGAUCUUCACAUUGGAGACAUUAUGACUGCAAUUUGUUCAUCUGUUUCUCUUGCUUUCAAAUCUGUGAAGGACAUCACCCACUCCACCUCUUUCCCCAUGUUUCUGUGGUCAUUGAGAUCCUUUUGAUACUGAUGUUAAAGUUGGUGUUUGCAUAUCUGAAUAAUUUUCAGGUGUCAUUGAAUUAAGUUACCUAAAUUUUCCUGGAUCUUUAACACUUCUCUUAUUCUCUUGGUUAGUGAAUUUAGCUCUGCCUUGUGCUUCAUAACUUCAAUGUGUUCCAUGUUUUAUUGCCUUAGCCACAAAUUGUGGUCUUUUUUUUUGUAUAUUUUAUGUAUAAAACACAAAGUUGAAUCCUGACUAUUUUUAAGACAAAAAGUCUGUUUAAAACUUUUUUUAUUGUAAAGAAUAUUUAUUAUGUGAAUCUCUAUUAUUUUAUGAUAUUUAUUGCAAAGGACUGUUUGAAAAAUGUACUCAUGUCUGAAUAUAACAAAAUAUCAAUACUUAACAAAAAUAAGGGUGACACAAAGAAAGUACAUAUGUUAACUAUAAUGCAGAAAAUAUAUUAAUUAAUGAAAAUGUCUCUUGAGUUUUUCAUUUUAAUAUACUGGUAGGUUGUCUUAUGAUUUCCAUGUCCAUAUUGCAAAGUGUCUUGCUAUUUUUUUUUCUCCUUGUGCACUGUCCGGGUGGUUCAAUAACCAAUACUGUGAAGACACUAGUAUGUGUUCGUCUUGUUUGCCUAAUUCUGGUGUGGAAAAUUCAUUAUCAAAUGAGUUUUCACUAUGAGAUAUUUAAUAAAAUUGAAUGUGUGUAAUUUGCUUGAUGUUGCCAAGACGUUUAGGCCACAUGUAUUUAUCAGAGCAUUCUGGAAAUGCAACUAUAGACAAGGACCCCUAACUUCAAUAAUUCUUUUUGUAUUGUUUUCUAUAGAAUAUCAAAUUAACAUGCAGAAAAAGCAAGAGUAGAAGGGUAAAAAUAGUCUUGGUGAAGUCUGUUAGCUCAGGAAACCUAAGUUGUUGUUUUUCCCUGUGGUAAUUUGACUUUCCCAACCACAACUGAACUCCCCGUUCCUUCUAAUUUAAACUCUCUUGAAAGUAAUAUAGGUGUCACAGCUAUUUGCUGAAUUCAUUCAUAUUUAAAUGGUCAGAAAUAGGCUUUGCAUUAGGAUUAUGGAGAGUCUCCCACUUCCAUUGGUGUGAUUCAAGUCCUCCCUAAUAGCAGAAUCUAAGUAGCAGUGUCAAGUAUCAGAGGGGUAGCUGUGCUAGUCUGUAUCCACAAAAACAAUGAGGAGU
Chelonia mydas (Green sea turtle) is the source of this 3773-nucleotide messenger RNA. It is a transcript of the gene SPRY1, whose product is annotated as sprouty RTK signaling antagonist 1. Gene Ontology annotation, biological process: negative regulation of fibroblast growth factor receptor signaling pathway; multicellular organism development; negative regulation of MAP kinase activity. Bases 925 to 1887 code for a protein of 320 amino acids. The transcript is spliced from 4 exons. Gene Ontology annotation, cellular component: membrane; cytosol. Lineage: Eukaryota; Metazoa; Chordata; Testudines; Cheloniidae. The record is from RefSeq and is a predicted model, not a curated record.